This is a messenger RNA of Ichthyophthirius multifiliis, 681 nucleotides long. RefSeq lists its product as hypothetical. NCBI's taxonomy places the organism in Eukaryota, Ciliophora, Oligohymenophorea, Hymenostomatida. The transcript is spliced from 3 exons. Gene Ontology annotation, molecular function: oxidoreductase activity. Gene Ontology annotation, cellular component: cytosol. The record is from RefSeq and is a predicted model, not a curated record.
AUGCAAAACUAAAUACCAAAAUCAAAAAUAGAUAACACUGAAUUAAACAUAACAAAAAUAGGCUUAGGUUGUGCAUCCAUAGGAAAUUUAUACACACCAAUUUCCACUGAAUAAGCCUUUUAAGUUAUUAAUGCUUCAAUUUAAAAAGGAAUAACAUAUUUUGACACUGCUCCUUGGUAUGGAACUGGUUUAAGUGAAUAAAGAUUAGGAUUAGCCUUACAUAAUGCCAAUAUUGAAUAUUAAAUAUCGACAAAAGUGGGCCGUUUUUUAAUUCCAGACGAAGAAUUUGAAAAAGAUUUGAUAAUGUAAAAAAUAUGGCAAUAAAGAGCCCCAUAUAAACCUAAUUGUCAUAAAGAUUAAAUAGAUUUUUAUUACAAAUAACUUUUCGAAGGUUAAAAUGCUGGAAUAGAGGCUUUAAAAUAAUUAAAAAAAGAAAAAAAAAUCAAAGCUUUUGGAGGAAGUAUAAAUGGUAAUAAUGAUAAAAAAUACAUAGAAAAAUAUAUUAAUGAUUUAUUAAAAAAUGAUGCCGAUUUUCUUAUGAUAUCGGGAACUCCGACUUUAUUAGAUUAAGGAUUUUUAGAAAUUCCGAAUUUUUUUGAUAUAAAUAUUAUUGUGGCAGCCCCGUAUUGUAGUGGUAUCUUGGCUGGAAAAUAAAAAACUAUAUUUAUAAAAAUUAAAUGA